Symsagittifera roscoffensis is the source of this 2122-nucleotide messenger RNA. Its product is annotated as gamma-aminobutyric acid receptor subunit pi-like. The coding region runs from base 523 to 2031 and encodes 502 amino acids. Gene Ontology annotation, cellular component: neuron projection; synapse; plasma membrane. Gene Ontology annotation, biological process: chemical synaptic transmission; regulation of membrane potential; nervous system process. Gene Ontology annotation, molecular function: neurotransmitter receptor activity; extracellular ligand-gated monoatomic ion channel activity; transmembrane signaling receptor activity. NCBI's taxonomy places the organism in Eukaryota, Metazoa, Xenacoelomorpha, Acoela, Convolutidae. The transcript has 7 exons. The record is from RefSeq and is a predicted model, not a curated record.
UGUUAUUUUCCUAUCAGGCAAGGCUACCAAUAAUCAUUCUUUUGCUACUCGAACCAACAAAUCAGACAAUGUUUUCGCUCAGAUAUGAUUUUGCUCUAUUAUAUUCUAGCUUAAAAGCGGAUAAUUUCAGCAGUAUGGGAAUGAUAAAAAGGCGUAUGCCGUUACUUUACCAUCGGACUUAAGGAUUUACAGCGAAUAAGAAUUAAGUAGUCUUUUUUAUUGAUCGCUGUUUCCUUUUUUAUCCGCUUCCACCUGAAAAUUAGAAAUUAUCUUAUCAUAAAAAUGUGUAAUUUGAAGAACUUUUAUCUAGGAAGCUCAUAAAUGUAAAUAUAUGGCAAUGAUUGCCGAAGAAUAUCACGUACAAACAGCAGUUGCAUUUUUUUAAUAAUUCCCUUUUUAUUGAUUGAUUGCUUAUAUAAAAAUUCCAAUAUUGUCAUAAAUUGCCAUUAUUGUGCUCUUAUCAGACAUUUAAUGCAAAAAAAUACAUUUUCGUUAUUUUAAACACCUAUUUUACUUUUUAAAAUGCUGCUCAACAAACUGGGUGUGAAUUUUUUCCUAUUGUUUUUCCUUUCUACCUUAAAAGGAAGCUUUAUAUUCGAGGAUCUUUUGAUGACAAAUCCAAACGAAGAACCCUACAAUAAAUUUCACCGCCCCGACUUCAACGAGAGUGCAGUACGAGUCUGUGUGUUCAUACAUCUUGAAAGCAUGCGAGACAUUUCGAGCGAGACUACCCUGGAUUUCUACCUCAUUCAGUUCUGGAGUGACGCCAGAGUCAUCCCAAAAACACCCCCGCUGAAGAUCACAGGCGGCAAUCUUCCAGACUCGAUCUGGUAUCCAGAUACUUACUUCCAACUGGUUCGCUCUCAGAUCUAUUCUCUCGAGGAGCAGUACUUAGUGGCAGAUGAGAGUGGGAAUAUAGAGUACAACAGGAAGGUGCGACUGACCACGCCCUGUUCCCCCGACGUCAUGCUGUUUCCCUUUGAUAUCGUCACUUGUUCACUCAUGCUGUCUAGUUUCGGGUACACCGCCAACGAAGUCUACUACACUUGGCUCAGGGGAUCAGACUCACAAAGCAACGUUAGUGGCGAAGGCGACAGCCAAUCGACAGAAGAACUGACGACGGGUGGUGUGCAUAUAGACGAGAAAAACAACAACGUGGACCAUUUAGGAUUCUACUUACAAGGCGCCUACACUACACACCACAAAGUGGCAUAUGGUGGAUACAACUACUCCACUCUGAAGACUGUAUUCCUGCUGCAGAGGAAGUAUUCAGCCUACCUCAUGCAGGUGUACCUUCCGGCUGGUCUCAUUGUGAUGUUGAGCUGGACAAUCUUCUGGAUCAACGUGGCAGCCACUCCUGCCAGGGCCAGUCUCGGAGUCACAACUGUACUCACCAUGCUCACUCUCGCCACCCAGAGCACGGCUCAGAACGAGAAACACGUCAACAGAAAACUGACGGCAAUAGACUUAUACUUGUGGGCUUGCUUUCUCUUUGUCAUCUUCGCAAUGCUCGAGUUCGCCCUCUCCGACUACACCACCUUCAGAAACAACGCUACGGCCGCAGCAGCUGCUGCAUCCGCAAGAAACAACAACAUCAACGGGCGCUCCCAUCUGCCGACUAGAAAUAUGAUCGACAACACACAAUAUGUACCGACAAAACAACAGAUUCUAACAGCGAAACCGCCCCCACUUAAACAAGAUUACGUCAACUCACACUCACUCCAAAUUGAGAAAAACGAGAUGCUGAAUGGCCAACAGAGAAGAGAGACAAACCAAUUUCUUAUCCACAAUCCAAAUCAGCAUUUGAAAUUACAUGUACCAGUGCCUCCUCAAAAUCGAAGCCGCCUCACACCUCGUGGGCAGACUCAAAAGCGAAAGAGCAGCGGCAUCUCCUUCCUGGAAUCUCGCAUGAUGAGUCUGCACAAGGUGAAUGAAUGGGCCAGGUGGGCAUUUCCCCUUUCCUUCUUCGCCUUCAACCUCGUCUAUUGGACCAUACUACUCUACAUGGCAUGCACCAGACAGUACCCAUAAAAACAGUCUCCUAUAAAAAAACAUUAAAAAAACAGAAAAUAGCCUAAAUUAUGUUUGUAAUUCAAAUUAGUUAUUCACGUUUCAUUUGUAA